GUGUAUUGUUCUCUCACUCUUGCACAUGCAAGAAGGCAAUUUUGCAUCCCAUUCUCACGUAGAUUUCAUUCGAACAUCGAAGUCACGGGAUUUUUCGUGGAAAAUUCGCUCAAAAUUUUUCAAGUCGACUUUUCGCCCUUAAAGCAGGACGUUUCCACCCAUCAAUUGGAUUAAAAGGGGAUUUCUUGUGAGAAAAGUGCGCGAGAAUGUCUGAAUACUGGCUCAUAUCGGCUCCUGGCGACAAGACAUGCCAGCAAACGUGGGAGACGAUGAACAACGUGACGAGCAAGCAGGGGAAUCUGUGCGAGAACUACAAGAUGCACAUCCCGGACCUCAAGGUGGGCACCCUUGAUCAGCUCGUGGGCCUGUCGGACGAUCUCGGCAAGUUGGACACCUACGUGGAGUCCAUUACGCGCAAGGUGGCCGCCUAUUUGGGUGAGGUGCUCGAGGAUCAGCGCGAUAAGCUCCAGGAGAAUUUGCUGGCCAACAACACUGAUCUUCCAUUGUACAUCACCCGCUUUCAGUGGGAUAUGGCCAAGUAUCCAAUAAAGCAAUCGCUAAGAAAUAUCGCUGAUAUCAUCUCGAAGCAAGUUGGGCAGAUUGAUGCAGACCUCAAGGUUAAGUCGUCAGCCUACAACAGCCUCAAGGGGAACUUGCAGAAUUUGGAGAAGAAGCAAACUGGAAGCCUCCUUACGCGCAAUUUGGCGGAUAUCGUCAAGAGGGAGCACUUUAUCCUCGAUUCUGAGUAUCUCACGACGCUCCUCGUAAUUGUGCCCAAGGCCCUCGUGCAGGACUGGAAUGGUCACUACGAGAAACUUACGGACAUGAUUGUACCGCGUUCAACGCAGUGCAUUACGCAGGAUCAGGACUUUGCCCUUUACACGGUGACACUAUUCAAGAAGGUUGUUGAUGAGUUCAAGCUGCAUGCGCGUGAGAAGAAGUUCGUCGUGCGUGAGUUCACGUACAACGAGGAAGAGCUCGCGGCGGGUAAGAAUGAAAUCACGAAACUCGUGACGGACAAGAAGAAGCAAUUUGGGCCGCUUGUGCGAUGGCUCAAGGUGAACUUCAGUGAGUGCUUCUGUGCGUGGAUUCACGUGAAGGCACUCCGUGUCUUUGUGGAGUCCGUACUGCGGUAUGGAUUGCCCGUAAACUUCCAGGCUAUCCUCAUUCAUCCGCACAAGAAGAGUACCAAGAGACUCCGCGAUGUCCUCAAUCAGCUCUAUGGGCACUUGGAUGGUUCUGCGGCAUCUUCCGGCGGUAGCAAUGCCGACACCGUUGAUAUUCCUGGCCUUGGAUUCGGUCAGUCUGAAUACUAUCCGUAUGUGUACUACAAAUUAAAUAUCGAUAUGGUGGAGUCGAAGAUGUAAAACAAAAAUACGCAGCCAGCUUUAUGAGCCGAAUGAGUUAAUCGAUAAUAAAAGAAAAAAAAAUAAUAAGAAAUUAUCUUUGCAAAAAAAAGAAGAUAAAACAAUAACACAUGCGGGCCAUUUGUAGAUGAAUAAUUUUAGUUGAUUUUUUCUCCCAUUUCCUUUUUUGUUUUUCGCAAAAAAAAUCCAUUAAAAAGAAGAAAAUUUUGAGAAAUGAAAAUGAAAAAUUGCGAUUGAAGAAAAAUCAGUAUUUAGCGGAUUUAGGUUGUUAAGUGGAAAAACAAAAUAAAAAAAAGAAAAAUCGUGUAAAGAAAAUUAUCCAAAAAUUAAUGAAAAAAGACGGAUAAAUUGUAAAUAUUUGUAAUUUUUUGAAAUUUCCAAAUAAUUUGUCCUCCUUCAUUGUUUUUUUUUCUCCUUGUUUUGUUUCCUAAAAGCAUCAAAGUGGUGGCAUAAAGUUCAUUCAAUUUUUAGCGUCAAUGUUAGUGAAGAAAUAAACAUUAAAAAAAAGUUUCAAAAAAACAUUUCAAUGUAUUUAAAAAAAAUUAUUGCAUGUGGAGCGUUGUCCUUUAUUCGAGAAGAAGUAAAAAAAGGAUUUAAAAAAAAACGCCCGCCCGGCGUUUCAGGAUAGAGUUUAUAAAAACAAACGGAAAUCUGUUGAAAAAAAUGAGUUAUUAUUGUAAAUAAAGAAAAUAUAUAGAGAGAAAACAUUCCAAUAA
This is a messenger RNA of Lutzomyia longipalpis, 2083 nucleotides long. Its product is annotated as V-type proton ATPase subunit C-like. NCBI's taxonomy places the organism in Eukaryota, Metazoa, Arthropoda, Insecta, Diptera, Psychodidae. The record is from RefSeq and is a predicted model, not a curated record. Bases 207 to 1367 code for a protein of 386 amino acids. Gene Ontology annotation, cellular component: lysosomal membrane; vacuolar proton-transporting V-type ATPase, V1 domain. Gene Ontology annotation, molecular function: proton-transporting ATPase activity, rotational mechanism. The transcript is spliced from 6 exons. Gene Ontology annotation, biological process: proton transmembrane transport.